Triticum aestivum (bread wheat) is the source of this 878-nucleotide messenger RNA. RefSeq names its product alpha carbonic anhydrase 7-like. Gene Ontology annotation, molecular function: zinc ion binding; carbonate dehydratase activity. The record is from RefSeq and is a predicted model, not a curated record. The transcript is spliced from 5 exons. Bases 24 to 878 code for a protein of 284 amino acids. Lineage: Eukaryota; Viridiplantae; Streptophyta; Magnoliopsida; Poales; Poaceae. Gene Ontology annotation, biological process: one-carbon metabolic process.
AAGACCAGGAGGAGACGCACAACAUGCAUCCAUGUCGGGAUCUCCACCUCCACCGCGCCGUCUCGGCAUCGGCGUUGCUCCUCUUCUCUGCCUCCAUCAUCCUCUCGGCCGUCCCUGCAGCCAGAGCCCAGCAGGAAACCGAGCACGAGGAGGAGUUCAGCUACUCGCUGGACGCGGAGAACGGGCCGGCGCACUGGGGCGAGAUCAAGGAGGAGUGGUCGGCGUGCGGCAAGGGGGAGAUUCAGUCGCCCAUCGACCUCGCCGGCCCGCGCGUGACCCUGGUGCGCCGCCUCGGCCACCUCAACCACUCCUACGCCCCCGCCAACGCCUCCAUCGUCAACCGCGGACACGACAUCAUGGUACGGUUCGAGGGCGACGCCGGGAGCGUGUCCAUCGACGGCACGGCGUACCACCUCCGGCAGCUGCACUGGCAUGCGCCCACGGAGCACAGCGUCAACGGUCGCAGGUACGACAUGGAGCUGCACAUGGUGCACCAGAGCGCCCAGGGAAAGGCCGCUGUCAUCGGCGUCUUGUACGAGAUCGGCGCCCGCGACGCCUUACUGCACAAGCUGGAGCCAUACCUGGAGAUGAUCGCCAAGCAGAGGGACAGGCAGGAGAAGGUGGGCGUGGUGGACGCCAGGGGGGCGCGCGGCAGGGCCAGCGUGUACUACCGCUACGUGGGCUCCCUCACCACCCCACCCUGCACCCAAGGGGUCAUAUGGACCAUCGUCAAGCGGGUUCGCACAGUGUCGAAGCACCAGCUGGAGCUUCUCCGGGAGGCCGUCCACGACGAAAUGGAGAAGAACGCGAGGCCCCGUCAGGAACUCAAUAGUAGAGACAUCAGCAUGUUCUGGCCUAUCCAGCACAAUAGAAAUUGA